AUGGCAUCACUGGCGACACUUUCGCAACUUCACACCACCACCGCAACAUCCGUGCUACCGUCAAUCAAGCUCGGCUUCAACGUGCACCGUUCUACCAUGGCAAUGUAUAGUUUCACCUCCUUUGAUAUCUACGUCAAGCCCGUCGUCACCGGCAACGACGUCAUCUUCGACGGCAAGGCUACGUUCGAGCAGGACGGCGUUACCCACAACUUCUACCUUAUCGAUGGCGUUCCCUUCCACGAAGUAGUUACCGGCAGCUCCGACUUAACUGCAUGCCUACCCGUCGAUAAUAUUCCAAGCGUGUCCGACAUUUUCGAAGCUGUCGCGUCCGCUACUCCCGUCUCCAACGUCAACACAGACCAAGAAAUAUCAUGUAACAAUGGCACGUGGCUCAGCACCACCUAUGCCGGGGAGCCUUAUGUACUGUGUACUACAGAAGCAGAGGCGAAUGGCGGCAACUUCAUUGUGUAUGGUGAAGACCUGAGUGUGUCGUUCGAGUUCUUGUCCGACGAGGUGAAUAUUACCAAGCCAGUGCACUCCCCAUCUAACUGCCAAGCAGCACCACACGACUCCGUGGAGUUAUCCUCACUGGAUCUCCUGUACGGAAUUACAUCGAAAAACUCACGCCGUGCUCUAACGGCAGAAGCCAGGACUGCACACCUCGCUAGUUCCACGUGUGCGUGUCGGGGAACUUCUCGUCCGUGUCUCUUCUUUCACGGCAUGGAUGUCACGAAGGAUGGAGGAAUCGUCGAUGAGUACUCGUUCUUUGGUGACAUCAAGAAACACGCUCCGUGCUGCUCGUCAUUUCACUUCGCUGUUCUAAACACGGUGGGCUACGAAUGUGAGGCUUCGGAGAUUAAUGAUCUGAUUGUUGUGGCUCACUCGAUGGGCAACAGCAUGCUUGCUGGCGCUCUAGCAAGCGGAAAAUGUUCGAUUGGUCGCAAUGUGGACUGGGUUGCGCUUAGCGGACCCAUGAAGGGCAGCAUGGGAUCCGAUUUUCUCUAUCAGGUUUGCGGUGUUGAUGGUAAUGCAGACACCAUUCUGUCCAAAUUCGGAGGUCUGGUCGGCCAAUGCCCGGGAACUACAACUCGUCGCUCACUAGUGUACGACGGUGGUGUCUACUGCGACACUGAGUGCUCACUUCGAUACGCUGCUGCUCGUGCCAUGCACAAGAAGUAUGUGACUGCAGGUGUAUGUGGCACGACAUCCAACGGACUUCUGUCAAAGGAGUACGCUGGACUGCUGGUUGGGGGCCUAAUUAUCCCGCACCACUCGUCCAACAACGACGGCAUUGUCGAGUUGCAGAGCUGUGUUGGCGAUUUGGACCCGUCAAAGUUCGACACUACGUAUGCCAGCACUUGGUACGCUGCGAAAUUAAACCAUGCAGACACGACGUUCCACAACGGCGAUGCAUUAUUCAGCAGUGCUCAGAAGCCUUUAAAGUGGUUCGAAUGUCUACUGUAG
This is a messenger RNA of Phytophthora nicotianae INRA-310, 1464 nucleotides long. RefSeq lists its product as hypothetical. Bases 1 to 1464 code for a protein of 487 amino acids. The transcript is spliced from 3 exons. The record is from RefSeq and is a predicted model, not a curated record. NCBI's taxonomy places the organism in Eukaryota, Oomycota, Peronosporomycetes, Peronosporales, Peronosporaceae.